Molecule: messenger RNA, 1342 nt
Organism: Caretta caretta (loggerhead turtle)
Lineage: Eukaryota; Metazoa; Chordata; Testudines; Cheloniidae
Source: RefSeq, a predicted model, not a curated record
GGUCCCUGGGGUGCAGGUGGGGCCACCCAGGCCUGCUGUGGGGGGUCCCUGGGGUGCAGAUGCGGUCCCUCAGGUUUGCUCUGGGGCCCCUGUUGGCCCAGUUGCGGCCCUACAUGGGGGGGCCCUGGAGUAGUGCAGAGGGGCAGCAUUGGGAGGGCAGUGAGGUGCUGCUGGAUGUGUGCCGAAGGAGGCACUUUCUCAGAGGGGACCAGCAGCAGGCACUCACUUGGGACUCGUACCUGAGGGGCUGCCACCCAGGCUUUGGGCCCCUGGGGCUGGAGCUGAGGAAAAACUUGGUCGCCCAGUGGUGGGCUUCAGUGGUGGUUUCCAGGGAGCAAGUGUUUGCAGUGGAUUCUUUGCUACAUCGUGCGCCAGGAGCUAGCAUGCUGCCAGCAGGGGAGGCUCUCAGGCUGAUACAGGUUGGAGCCCUGCGUGAAAUCUUCCAGAAUAAAGAAUUAAACAAAGAGCAGAUAACUGCAGCUCUGGAAAACAUGCUAGGGACGUCUGGGGUGCUGCGAGAGGACCUUCUUCAUGGCGAAAGGACAAUGUCUUCCCUUGUAUGGUUUAGCUCCGCCAGAACUGCAGGACAGUGGCUUGAUUACUGGUUGCGCCAGCGGCUCCAGUGGUGGAGAAAGUUUGCGAUAGGCCCAUCCAACUUCAGCAGCAGCGACUUUCAAGAUAAAGAGGGAAGAAAAGGAAAUAAUUUGUACUACAGCUUUCCUUGGGGAAAGGAACCAAUAGAAACGUUGCUGAGUCUAGGAGAUAAUGAACUGUUACAAAUGUAUCCAGGGAAUAAAUCAAAAUUACAUGGCCGAGAUGGAAGGAAGAAUAUUAUUCCUCAUGUGCUGUCUGUGAGCGGCAAUCUGGACCAAGGAGUGCUAGCAUAUCUUUGUGAUUCUCUGCAGCUCACUGAGAGCUCUCUAACAAGAAAGAAAACUCUUCAAAGAAAGGUACUUAAGCUUCACCCUUGUUUAACACCAAUAAAAGUUGCUUUGGACGUUGGAAGAGGCCCAACAAUGGAGCUGAGACAGGUGUGUCAGGGGCUGUUCAAUGAAUUGAUAGAGAAAGGAAUUUCUGUGUGGCCUGGGUAUCUUGAAACCAUGCAGACACCUCUGGAGCAACUCUAUGCAAAGUAUGAUGAGAUGAGUGUCCUCUUCACAAUCUUGAUCAGUGAUGCUACUCUGGAGAAUGGAGUGGUUCAGCUGAGAAGCAGAGAUACCACCAUGAAAGAAAUGAUGCACAUCUCUCGAUUGAAGGACUUUUUAACUAAGUACAUUACAGCAGCUAAAAAUGUAUAAAUUAGAACCUCUCUAAUAAAAGGAAUUUUGUAUCUGUGUUUAAA